AUGCACCCGAUCGCUCCCGAGAAGUCCACGCCUUCAACAACCCACGGCCAUAUCAACGGACAUACCAACGGGCACACGAACGGUCACGCCUCCGCCACUGCCUCGCAAGACCUCCGCGACGCCCACGAAUACGAUAUGACUUCCCCCUCUACCAUACGGCAGAAGUUCCUCCCCCACCCGGGUGACCUCGGCGUUGUGCUCGUCGGCUUCAGUGGCGGGCAAUGCAAAGAAGGGGUCGACGCUGCGCCGACGGCUCUAGUCGGCGCCGGCUUGCUGGAGCAGAUCCGCGACGAGCUAGGGUACGAGCUGCACGGCGACAUAGAAGUGCACAACUACAACGAGAUGCGGGCCCAGUCCGACGAGCCGCACCGUGGCAUGAAGAACCCUCGCUCCGUCAGCGCGGUGACGGAAAAGCUCGCAGGCCAAGUGUAUGAGCAGGCACGCCAGGGCCGGAUGGUCUUGACCCUCGGCGGGGACCACAGCAUCGCCAUCGGCACGAUCGCCGGCACGGCCAAGGCCAUCCACGAACGCUACAGCGGCAAGAAAGAAAUUGCCGUCAUCUGGGUCGACGCCCACGCCGACAUCAACACCCCCGAGACGUCCGACAGUGGCAACAUUCACGGCAUGCCUGUGGCAUUUGCGACGGGGCUGGCCAAGUCCCAGGAACGCGACAUCUUUGGCUGGAUUCAAGACGAUCAGCGCCUCUCGACCGCGAAGCUCGUCUACAUCGGCCUGCGGGACGUGGACAAGGGCGAGAAGAAGAUCCUGCGCGACCACGGCAUCAAGGCGUUCAGCAUGCACGAUAUUGACCGGCACGGCAUCGGCAGGGUCGUGGAGAUGGCGUUGGCGCACAUUGGCACUGACACGCCGAUUCACCUGUCGUUUGACGUCGAUGCCCUAGAUCCGAUGUGGGCGCCGUCGACGGGCACGCCCGUGAGGGGAGGCCUGACGCUGCGAGAAGGCGACUACAUUGCCGAGUGUGUGCACGAAACGGGCCAGUUGGUCGCGAUGGACCUCGUCGAGGUGAAUCCCUCAGUCGAGGCUGCAGGGGCCAGCGAAACUGUCCGGGCGGGCGUCAGCCUGGUGCGCUGUGCCUUGGGAGACACUCUUCUGUGA
Molecule: messenger RNA, 1116 nt
Organism: Cladophialophora carrionii CBS 160.54
Lineage: Eukaryota; Fungi; Ascomycota; Eurotiomycetes; Chaetothyriales; Herpotrichiellaceae
Product: arginase
Exons: 1
Coding region: 1-1116 (371 amino acids)
Cellular component (GO): nucleus; cytoplasm; cytosol
Molecular function (GO): manganese ion binding; arginase activity
Source: RefSeq, a predicted model, not a curated record